CACCACAUGGAACUACGGAACCUCACAGGAUUUUCAGAAUUUCUUCUUCUGGGAUUAUCAGAGGAAGCAGAACUGCAGCCCCUCAUAUUUGGGCUUUUCCUCUCCAUGUACCUGGUCACUGUGUUGGGAAACCUGCUCAUCAUCCUGGCCGUCAGCUCUGACUCCCACCUCCACACACCCAUGUACUUCUUCCUCUGCAACCUGUCCUUGGUAGACAUCUUUUUCACUUCUACCACUGUCCCAAAGAUGCUGUGGAACAUCCAGAAACAAAACAAAGCCAUAACCUAUGGGGGCUGCAUCACCCAGAUGUAUUAUUUCAUAUUGUUUGUGGGAAUGGACAGCUUCCUCCUGACUGUAAUGGCCUAUGACCGGUUUGUGGCCAUCUGCCACCCCCUGCACUACAUGGUCAUCAUGAACCCCCGGCUCUGUGGACUGCUGGUUCUGGUGGCCUGGAUCAUAAGUGGCCUGCAUUCCUUGUUACAAUGCUUAAUGGUGUUGCAGCUGUCUUUCUGUCCUGAGUUGAAAAUCCCACACUUUUUCUGUGAACUCAAUCAGAUGAUUGAACUUGCGUGUUCUGACACCUUUCUUACUAAAAUGGUGAUGUAUUUCGGAGCUAUGCUCUUGGGUGGUGGUCCCUUUGCUGGUAUCCUUUAUUCUUACUCUAAGAUAGUGUCCUCUAUAUGUACAAUCCCAUCAGCUCAGGGGAAGUAUAAGGCAUUUUCUACUUGUGUGUCUCACCUCUCAGUUGUCUGCUUAUUUUAUGGAACAGGUGCCAUAGGCGUGUACCUCAGUUCUGCUUUUACCCAGAGCUCACACUCAAAUGCAGCUGCCUCAGUGAUGUACACAGUGGUCACAUCCAUGCUGAACCCUUUUAUCUACAGUCUCAGGAACCAAGACAUGAAAAGGGCUCUGAAAAGAUUUCUUGGGAUGGUAGCUAUAAAAGGUCUAGUUGUCCUAGGGUUGAAGAAAUGCACAUGA
Messenger RNA from Pipistrellus kuhlii (Kuhl's pipistrelle), 978 nucleotides. Its product is annotated as olfactory receptor 7A10-like. The transcript has a single exon. The record is from RefSeq and is a predicted model, not a curated record. Gene Ontology annotation, biological process: G protein-coupled receptor signaling pathway. Bases 7 to 978 code for a protein of 323 amino acids. Gene Ontology annotation, cellular component: membrane. Lineage: Eukaryota; Metazoa; Chordata; Mammalia; Chiroptera; Vespertilionidae. Gene Ontology annotation, molecular function: olfactory receptor activity; G protein-coupled receptor activity.